Molecule: messenger RNA, 2035 nt
Organism: Eurytemora carolleeae
Lineage: Eukaryota; Metazoa; Arthropoda; Copepoda; Calanoida; Temoridae
Product: protein phosphatase 1H
Exons: 17
Coding region: 165-1502 (445 amino acids)
Biological process (GO): protein dephosphorylation; negative regulation of canonical NF-kappaB signal transduction; positive regulation of canonical Wnt signaling pathway
Cellular component (GO): cytosol; nucleus
Molecular function (GO): cation binding; protein serine/threonine phosphatase activity
Source: RefSeq, a predicted model, not a curated record
AACAACCUUAAAAAAUUUAUUUGUGAGUAAAAUCAAUUAAGAUUUAGUCCUUUAGAUCAUGUACUAUUCCCAAAACAAAACUUUCCCAUGCUUUAAUUAAAUACCAAAAUUUUCACAAAUCCAAUUUACCUUUAGUGUCUUUCAUUUUGAAAAUAUUCCCUUGAAUGAUCAGAAUGCUCCCGGGUGCUGUAAAAAAGCUGGUUUCCAGGAAGGAGUCUCGAUCAACUUUAGGAGAAACUAAAUUUUCGGUAACUAAAGAAUUGCAGUAUGAGUACUCUCGACCCUCUAUCCUUGGUACUCUAUCCCCCCAUGCAGUUGAGCUCAUUUCAAGCAAUUCAACCAGAGUCGUAAUAUGUCCAACCAAACCAUCCAGCCUUCCUGGCUCAGCAGGCUACGCCGAGGUUGUGAAUGCGGGAAAAUCGAAGACGAGUGAGGAUCAAUCCGUAGCAAUAGAGCAUACUCUAGAUGAUAAAUAUAAGUAUACUUUAUUUGCUGUGUAUGACGGGCACGGUGGAAAUGGAACUUCUCUUAAGCUUGCUCAUGAGCUACAUGUGGUCAUCUAUCAAGCACUACAGGAUAUACUGCCAGAAAUAGAAGAUGCAAUAGUUCGGGAAAAACACCCAGAACCUGAGGAAAAAGAUGAUUAUGAAGAUUUUGAAGAAUUAAAUGCCCGACCCUUUACACCCAGUUUAGAAGAAUUGAUCUCGGGAACCCUGGAAUCAUGUUUCUGGGUGAUGGACAGUAUUAUUCUUCAUGACAAGGGUUCGUAUAAGAUAACCGGAGGAUCCACUGCUCUAAUGGCUUUCUUCAUGUUCGACAGAACUUGGAUUGUGAAUUCAGGAGACUCCAGAGCUGUUCUGUACAGGAAAGAUAAUGAUUUCCUCGCAGAACCUCUUAGUUUUGAUUUUACACCAGAAUCUGAUAGAAGAAGAAUACAGGAAAUAGCUUUUCAUAAACCGCAUCUACUCAAGCAAGCAAAGACUGGUGAACAAAUAUUUUCCCGGCUUCAAUUUUCUAGAAAACUAACGAAGGAUGAUAUUGGUAAACAAGUUCUUUACAGAGAUUUCUAUAUGUCAGGCUGGGGGCUUAAGGUAAUUAUUAAUAUCAUUAUUAUUAUUUUCAUUAUUAUUAUUACGAGAUCUCUGGGCGACUAUGAAUUAAUUCACAGGAGCUCACUUUGCAACAUGAAGGAGUUUCUAACCCCGCAGCCAGAGGUUAGACUAUGGAAGCCGACCCAAGAGAUGUCAAAGGAAGAUGUUAUUGUGAUAGCUACAGACGGGAUGUGGGAUGUUGUAACGAAUAAGGAAGCCGGAGAUAUUGUGAGACAGCAGGCGACACAAGGAGAAAUUGUUUACACUAAUCUGGCAAAACGAUUGGUAGAACGAGCUAGAGGAGAACGGAAGGAUGGAUUCUGGGAGAAAGAAGAUGGAAACCUGGCAUCUGGAGAUGAUAUUUCUGUAUUUGUAAUUCCAAUUCAUAAAUUCAUGUCAUUUAAAAAAUAGGAUAAAGGGGGGGGUUUACUUUUUAUUUUAAUCUCUCAAAGGAUGUGAAUUUAAAGACGACCUGAAAAUCAUUGAAUCUGAUAGAUUGCUUAUAUUCCGUAGAGUCUUCUCUGAAGUCUCUUCCUUGGGAGGUAUAGUGGGGAAAAUGGAAGAUUAAAAGAAAUGUACGCAAAAAACAUUAAACAUUACUUGUAUUUAGGAUACAGAUAGAAAAGGUUCUGUGUGUACAGUAUGAAUGAAUCACACAUAAAAAUGUUCUGUAUUAAAUGACUAGUAAAUCAUUCAUGGUUAAUCUUUUUCAUUUGUCUUUGUACUAAAUAGAGGAAACUUAUCUUUGAAGGGGAAUUUUUGAGGGUUAACCUUUUUUUUCUUUGGAGGUGGGGGAGUGGGAGUAGUUUUGGGGAAGAGUGAAUUUGAUAUGAUUUUGGUAUACAUUUUUGUGUGCUAUAUCAUUUUUUCUCACUUAAAGGGACCGUUCACUUAUUUGGUUAAUUUCAGGGUAAACUAAACAGCCUAUUCGCUUUUGAUUGGUA